This is a messenger RNA of Drosophila albomicans, 2907 nucleotides long. RefSeq names its product possible lysine-specific histone demethylase 1 (gene Su(var)3-3). Lineage: Eukaryota; Metazoa; Arthropoda; Insecta; Diptera; Drosophilidae. The transcript has 3 exons. Gene Ontology annotation, cellular component: nucleus. Gene Ontology annotation, molecular function: oxidoreductase activity; flavin adenine dinucleotide binding; protein binding. Gene Ontology annotation, biological process: regulation of DNA-templated transcription. The coding region runs from base 190 to 2907 and encodes 905 amino acids. The record is from RefSeq and is a predicted model, not a curated record.
CUGGUUGCUGAGAGUCCUCAGACAGUAUACAAAAUAUUAACGAAGCAAUAACAACAAAUACAAAACAAGUGAAAACUCUGUUGCUUGGAGUGGUGACAUUAAAUGGAAAUGCGAUUUGGUUGAAAAUAACGAAGCUUGUUAUUAUAAACUGUACGUGUGAGUUUGUUUAGACGUUAUAUCCAAGUGAAAAUGAAGCCUACUCAGCCCAGUAUCAAUAACAGCGGCGUUGCCUCAAAUGCAAAUAAUGCCGGCAAGGUGGGCGAACCCAUCGAGUAUGUGACAUUAAUUAGUGAUGAUUCCGAUGGCGAACCGUCGCCUAAGCGUAGCAACAACGCUCCAACUGCUGCUCCAGCAAAAACACAAAGUAAAUUCGAUGACGACUCCAACGACACGCCAACGGCAACGGGAGACGAGCGACGCACCAGUCGACGCAACAAACCCAAGGUCGACUACACAAGCACCCAUAAAACAGCAUCUGCCGACGAAAAAUCGAAUUCAGUGUCCUCAGGUAGCAGUGCGGGAUUAACCGAGAAGCGUCACCAGAUGGCGGGUGAACAUCGUUCGCGGAAAUCGGAAAAUGCCGGACAGACGCAUGCGGCAGCAGGUAGCAGCAGCGCAAGCACCCGUAGCAGCGUCCAACGGGAUGCCACAAAUGGUGGCAGUGCCAACAUUGGUGAGUCUCGCGACGCCGGUACACCAACAGUGCUUUCGGGUCAAGAAGGCGCCGUGUUUCAAUCUCGUCUGCCCUUCAGCAAGAUGACGCCCAAUGAGGAGGCCUGUUUCCCCGAUAUCAGUCGCUCUGGUAUCUUGGGGCAUCGUGUGUUCCUCAACAUACGCAACAGUUUGCUGCACAUGUGGGUGGACAAUCCCAAACUGCAGUUGACCUUCGACAAUGCCCUCAAAUGUUUGCCGCCGCCUUUCGACAGUGAACCGACAUUAGUUAGACGUGUUCAUUCAUUCCUCGAACGUCAUGGCUUCAUAAACUUUGGCAUCUUCAAGCGACAGCUGCCCAUUCCCAGCAAGAAGCUGGGUAAAGUUAUUGUGAUUGGUGCGGGCAUCUCAGGACUCGCAGUUGGCCAGCAACUACAACAGUUUGGCAUGGAAGUCGUUGUGCUGGAGGCACGAGAUCGCGUUGGCGGACGCAUUGCUACGUUUCGGAAGAAUAGCUACAUCGCUGAUCUAGGUGCGAUGGUUGUAACUGGUGUUUAUGGGAAUCCAAUGACCAUAUUGAGUAAACAGAUUGGCAUGGAUCUGGUGCCCAUACAGCAAACGUGUCCGCUUUACGGACCCGAUGGUAAACCGGUGCCUAAGGAGAAGGAUGAUGUGAUUGAGCGUGAAUUCAAUCGUUUGCUCGAGUCUGCCAGUUAUUUGUCGCAUCGUCUGGACUUUAACUAUGCGGGCAAUAAUCCUGUAUCGCUGGGUGAUGCCCUCGAGUGGAUCAUCAACAUGCAGGACAAAGCGGUGCAGGAGAAACGCGCUUCGCAUAUGCAUGAGAUUAUCGCUGCCCAGAAUAAGAUCAUUGAACAUCGCAAGCGACUUAAGGCCAUCAUUCAGAGCAUUGCCAAGCUGAAAUCUGAUUACCAGGCGCUAGUCAAACAGCGGCUCCCGAAGAGCGGUCAAAAUGAAUCCAGCUAUGCGCAACAGGAGUACAACUUACGCAUCAAUCAGAUCAAACUAGAGGAUAGCCAGAAAGUCGAGGAUGAGCUGCGUGCACAGGGUCAAAAACUCGAGCUGCAAUUGCAGGAGAUUGAACAAAAUCAACCCAGCCAAGUAUAUUUGUCAUCUCGCGAUCGCCUGAUACUCGACUGGCACUUUGCCAACCUUGAGUUUGCUAAUGCCACACGCCUGGACAAUCUUUCCCUCAAACAUUGGGACCAAGACGACGACUUUGAGUUCAUUGGGCACCACACCACAGUGCGCAAUGGCUACUCUUGUGUGCCGGUGGCUUUAACCGAAAAUAUUGACAUACGUCUCAAUAGUGCCGUCAAAGAAAUCAAGUACAGCAACAAAGGAGUUGAGAUUGUGGCUGAGAAUCUAAAGACUUGCACACCAGAAGUCACCUACAAAGCUGAUCUUGCUGUCUGCACACUCACCCUGGGUGUGCUCAAGGUGGCCAUCUCGAAUGAAGAGUCCCAACCGCAUGCCAACACUGUGAAAUUCGAUCCUCCGCUGCCCGAUUGGAAGCAACAGGCGAUACGCCGUUUGGGCUUUGGUAAUCUCAAUAAAGUGGUGCUCUGCUUCGAUCGCAUCUUCUGGGAUCCCAAUGCGAAUCUCUUUGGCCAUGUGGGCAGCACCACAGCCAGUCGUGGUGAAAUGUUUCUGUUUUGGAGCAUCAGUUCGACGCCCGUUUUGCUGGCACUUGUUGCAGGCAUGGCAGCCAACAUUGUAGAGAGUGUGACGGAUGACAUCAUUGUGGGGCGUUGCAUGUCCGUGCUGAAGAACAUUUAUGGCAACACCUCGGUGCCGCAACCCAAGGAGACCGUUGUCACGCGCUGGCGCAGCGACCAAUGGGCACGAGGCUCAUACAGCUAUGUUUCGGUGGGAUCCUCGGGCAGUGAUUACGAUCUGCUUGCCGCGCCAGUUAUACCACCGAAAAGCCAAGAGCCACAUUCCAGCAAGGAACCCGAAGAACUGCCACGACUCUUCUUUGCGGGCGAGCACACAAUACGCAACUAUCCGGCCACGGUUCAUGGCGCUUACUUGAGCGGACUGCGUGAGGCGGGUCGCAUUGCCGACUAUUAUUUGGGUUAUCCGGAGGGAACUCCUGCGGAUAUUGGCUACUCGAUUAGUGAGGCGGCCAAUGCAGUUUCUGUGGGCAACGUUGUCAAGUUGCGAGAUCUCUCGCCCAGACUAUCGGACUCGCCAAAGAAAACCGAAGACAACGUGGACUCGACGGAUGUGCAGUAA